Messenger RNA from Cladocopium goreaui, 5184 nucleotides. Lineage: Eukaryota; Dinophyceae; Suessiales; Symbiodiniaceae. The record is from the annotation of a GenBank genome assembly.
AUGAGUAGCGAAGCCCUGAGUCAGCUGGUGAUGGCCUUACGCAACCUGAGUCCGCAAGAUGAUGGGCAGCAGCCCACGGAGGGGCGUUUCUGCAGGUUCCUCAACACGCUGCUUCGGGGCAGCCCAGGAAGCGUUCCCGGGAAUCUGAAGACUUUGUGGCUGCUGCUGAUGGCUGCAGCAUUCUUCGUGUCGCAUCGCUUGAAGUCGCCCUUUGGGUCCGCCACAGCCAGCAUGCAAAUGCUGGAGGCAAUGCCCGUGGAGUCCUCUGAUAAGGUCAAGCAGAAGGUCUCCGAAAGUUUGGCCCAUGGUCGCAGUGGAGCCCUGCAUGGGAGCAUUGUGGAAUCCAGCUUCUGCCCUUUGGCAUGUGUCCAGGUGAUCUUCGUCCUGGAGCAACUCAUCUUAUUGGCCCAGGAGCCCGUCACCUUCGCUCCAGGGGAUCGCGCCAAUGUGAUGCGGGGCGCUCCGGCCACCCAGUUCUGGGACUCCAACCGCAAGGUCUGUGGCGAGUGGUUCCAGCGCAUGCGUCCAGUGCUGCUGCAGAUUUUGAACCGCUACGGGUCUGCCAGCGCCUGCUACGCGCUGACGCAGGCGCGCCUGGUGGAUGCCCUCCAUGCAGCCGAUGGGCGCGGGAGCGUGUUGUCGGAGCAGGCGUUGCAGGCGCUGCUGAAGAAGAAACAGGAGGGACAGUGUCGCCGCGAAACGGUGCUGUCCACGAUUUCGCCGGUCAUGAGUGACCGCGCGCCCUCUCCGAGUGCCGCGGCCAUGUUGAUGCCCACAUUGGAACGCUUAGAAGUUCCCUCACGGACGCCUGGGAAGGUGACCAUCUUGACAGAUCCCAGGAACAGCCUGCCAUCUCACAAGGCUUCCGAAGCUUUAGACCAGAACCUGGUUCCCCUGCUCUCCAGUGCCCUGAGUCUGCGGGAUGUGGGGCUUUGCCGCGGUGUCAUCACCUUGUUCUGCCAUGGCAGCUGGGCCUAUGGCGCCCAACCUGCUGGUGGAUCCAAUGCGGCCUGCACGGUGGCGGUGUUUCAGGAUGCCUUGCUCAGCUUCGCAGCACAACACUACGAGGAGGCGAAUCUGCAGUUUGCGGAGGCGCAGCGGUUGCAGGAAGGCCAGUCUACGAUUGUGGAGGAGACGGCCAAUGCCAGGCCGAUGGGCAGCAGCCGCGCCAUGGAGUCCCUGGUGGCGCGCAGCUGGUUGGACUCCGCGGUGGCCGUCCGGGACGAGGAGGCGCUGGAGGCCUGGCUGGCUGCCUAUGGCAAGGCGGGGGCCGUGGUGUCGCAGGGGCUGGUGGCCUUUGCGAAGUCCUAUGAAGCCCUGCUGAAGCAUCAGCUGCCCUCCGCGCAGCGCGCCGUGCGCGAGGCCCGCGCUGGCGCCGCGGCGGACUGGGCCGAGGCCGGCGUGGCCGCGGAGCAGGUGGGGCGCCUGGCGCGGUGGGAUGACCUGCACGCGCUCUUCACGGUGGAAGCGGCAGUUGAAGUGAAGCUUGAAUCGUCGAAGGCAGCAAAUGCACUGGCGCAGGCGCGCUCUGCGGUGGAUGCUGAACUAUCAGCUUUGUGCCACACUGAGCCCCUCUUGCUCACAGGGUCGCUACAGGUGCAGGAGACGCUUCACCCGCAGAUGGACCUCUUGGAAGUGCUGGAGUCCCCUUCGAAAGCUCCCUCGACCACAGCGCUGCGCCGAGCCGCAUCCUUCGGUCUGUUGGAAACCUUGCAGGUGCAAAACGCUGAUGAGCUGCUGGAGAACUGCAUGCAGGAGCGCAGCUACAAGCUGGCGGAGUGGAUCUUGGACAAGGAAAAAGUCUCGAUGCCAAGCCUUUGGCGAGCGAAGCUGCUGAUGGCGCAGAAAGAUCGUGUGGCCGAGGGCCUUCAGGCGCUUGACUAUGGCUUGGCCUCGUCCUUUGAGAAGCUGCGGGCCCAGCGGCAGCCGAUGAUCCAGGAGAUUUCGGAGCUCUCAAUGCAGCUCCUCUCCUCGGUGCCACCGUGCCCUCCACCACGGCUGCUGCGGUCCCUUGGGGCCUUGGGGAAGCACCUGGCCGCGGAGGGUGCAGUGGCGCAGCUCUUUGGCCCCGAGUGGCAAACAAGUUGGCGGAACGUCUUGGGACAGGAACUGCAGCCCAUGAUCUCUACAAUUCAGGGGGCACCUGCGCAGCUGAAUCCCAUCUUCAUGGGGAUGUGGUUCGAACAGACCUGCAACCUCUGUGACCAUGGAAAGCUCUGGGGCCAGUAUGGCGACUGGUUGUUCUCCCAGGCUUGGUCCCUGGACCCAUGCUAUGUGGAGCUGCUCCUGACGGAGGCAUCGGCUGCGCUGCCCAGCCCAGCGGCUUCCAAUGACGUGCAGGAGCUGGCAAGACGAGUGCUGCAAGCCAUCCGCAGGUGGGUGAAGAACGACGACACCCGAGGACAGAUGUCACUGCAAUGGCUGGUGAAGCACUCGAAGGUGGCACAGUGCAAACUUUGGAAGGACCUGACUGAGCCGCUGCAGCAGCAGUUGGUUGAGCGCCUGGCACACUUGGCCAGCACCUUUGGGCAGUGGCAACGUGCUGCGAGCUGCGAGACCAUUGAGGCCUACAUGCGUCAGCUGAGCCAAUCCACCCUGCAGUCCAGUCAUCCCCAAGUGCAACGCGCCCUGCUGCGGUGCCUCCGGCUGACGGAGCGUGUUCGGGUGGAGAGUGAUGCCAUGGAACGUUUGGAGACCCGCUUUUUGGAGCCUCUGCUGCCCCAGAUCCUGGCCUACAUGAACGGCCCAAGUCACUCGGAGCGGGACGUGGCGAACGUGGCCACAGGCCUCUUCGACCGCGUGGCCGAAGCGACGCCUCACCUGGCCCUGUUCCCUGCCUUGGCAGCGGAACCGGAGAAGGCGCUGGGCGUGGUCCAGCGGCUGCAUCCCAACCUCUUGUUGUCGGCGCGACGCUUCUCGGUGGCGUUGAAUGCCAUGGCCAUUCCAGUGGAUGAGGUCUGUGCGCGCGUUCUGCAGUUCGCUGAGACCUUCUUGGCACCCAAGAGCCCUGAAGAGAUGGUAAGCGCGGUGCCUCUGCUGUUGGCGCCGCUGAUGUCGCUGUUGCAAGCCUUGGACACGGAGCGGCCGCGGCCAGCCACCACGGAAGUUGAGGCGCAGGUCUUGGGGUUGAUGGGCUGCGCGCCCUCCUUGCAAUCCACCUAUGCUCGGCGCUUCCUUCAGCUCUUCCUGCCGCCAUUGCGCAGGAUGGUCUACCAGCACAAGCAGUAUCUGUCCAGACCUCCCACUACUGGCCUUCCUGAGCUGCAAAGGAGUCUGUUGGCACAUCUCCACCUACUGCAAAACACUUGCGGGAAAUUUUCGCACUCCAGCGUGCCAUUGGCGGAUCUGUCUCCUGAGCUGCUGGAAAUGCCUUCCGGCCAUCAGCUGGGAUUGGGCUGGGAUGGUAGGUUCAAAGGUGACCAAGAGAUCAUUCUUCCCAUCGAGGUGGUCCACGGCGAGGGGCGCCUGAUGCGCUUGGUGCGCGCCUCCCAAAACGUGCAGCUUCUGUCCACCAAGACAAAGCCCAAGAAAUUGGACUUCGCAGCUGGGCUGCCACAUGGGACACACAUUGGAAAUGGUGACGACAGAAUCAGGCAGGUCCUGCAGGAAGCACAGGAUGGCAGUUGGCACAGCUUCCUGCUGAAGGGCCGUGACGACCUGCGGCUGGAUGGGCGCAUCAUGCAACUGCUGCGGAUGGUACUGAGGCUGCGUUCAGCCAAUGCGGUGGUGGAGACCUCGGCCUGCAAGGCUUUGGAGGUGCUGGGCCCCAAGGGCGCCCAGUUCCGCUGCCGCGGUUACGAUGUGGUGCCCAUCGCGCCCAGGGCGGGCCUCAUUCGCUGGGUCAGCGCAGUGCCGUUGUUCGUGAUCCACAAGCAGCGCCGACAGGCUUCCCAGAAGCAUGGCGACGAUGGCUCCGCGAAACCCAAGGCCCUGGCUUCGGCGGACCUGUGGCAUCGGAAAAUCCAGAUCCAUCUCAGGGCAAUGGACUCGGAUGUCAACAAUCCCCGGAAGCACUGGCCUCUUGAAGCGCUUCGCAGGACGUUCGAAGAAAUGCAGGCAGAUUCACCCGCGGACCUCAUUAGCCGGGAGUUGUUGUUGAGCUCCCUGCAUCCAGGAGAGCAUUUCUUGCGGCAGAGGUCCUACACCUUAUCCACUGCCUUCAGCUCGAUUUUGGGGUAUCUCAUAGGUCUGGGAGAUCGGCACCUGGACAAUCUGCUGUUGGAUCUGACCACUGGGGAGGUGGUCCAUGUGGAUUAUUCUAUUUGUUUUGACCGUGGGCAACGCUUGCGCGUGCCUGAGCGUGUGCCCUUCCGCCUCACCCGCUGCAUGGUGCAUGCUCUUGGGCCCUUGGGUUUGGGAGGGCAAUUUGCGCACACGAUGGAACUGGGUCUGGCCCUGAUGGCCGAGUGGAGGGAACUCAUCGUGUCGCUGACGGAGCCUUGCCUCAUGCUGGCGCCGGUGAACGAUUGGGUCGCUCCAGUGAUGACGCCCUUUGUGGGCGGAGCUCGGGAGGCGCCACAGAUGCCUCCAGCGAUAGCCAUGGCUCGUGCCAGCAGUGGAGAACCACAGCUGCCAAGCAGGUUGGAUGAGAGUGAAUGGUCCGCCUCCAGCGCCUUUCCCCGCGCUCCGCCUCCUGGGCCCCCGCCGCCGCCGCCGGAGCCCUCGGACGGCUCGGAGUCGGAGGAGAGCCACGGGACGCAGGCACGCGACGAGGAGGACGAGGAAGAAGAUGCUGCAAGGAGCGAAACCAGCCGUGGAGGAGGUGAAGAAGAGUGCCUUUUGGCACAGGACCGCGAAGACGUGGAUGAUCCGCUGCCCAGUUAUCACAAUGACCUCAGGGAGAGAGGUCCGCGAUUGAUGCGUACUGGCUCGGGUCCGAUUGCGGAUCCAGAUCAGCGGGAGGGAGAGGAUGGUGAAGCGGAUGAAGAAGAUGAUGAUGACUACGAGGCCGAUGAUAGCAACCUGGAGCAAGGCCCCAGCGGCGCCGAAGCCGGUCCUUCGAAACGGCCGGCCCUGCGGGCACCGCCCAAGUGCGCGCUGGCGGCCUAUGCGCUGGGCAGCAUCCACCGGAAGAUCCCGCGCCAGGGAGCACGUUUGGAUUUGGAGGCUGAGUCUCUGAUUGCGACUGCCACCAGUCCUGAGCUGCUGGCGCAGAUGUACGAAGGUUGGACCUCCUGGAUUUGA